Amoebophrya sp. A120 is the source of this 2031-nucleotide messenger RNA. The record is from the annotation of a GenBank genome assembly. NCBI's taxonomy places the organism in Eukaryota, Dinophyceae, Syndiniales, Amoebophryaceae.
GGAGAGACAAAAAUACAGUUUGGUGAUUAUUUCUUGCCUUCACCUUCUCGCUGUCGCUAGGGGAUGCUAAAAAUGCAUAAAGUUGAAGUGGGCGGUAGACGUACUACAACAAUGCGAGGGAGAAUCCGACCUGCAUAUCUGCCAUUUGAGCAAGCUCGCGAGGAAGCACGAAAGCUCGGGUUCCGCAAGUGUUCAUUGUGGUGGCAAUGGCAUAAGGAAAAUCAGCCUCCGGGUUUGCCUUCGACCCCACAUCGCGUUUACGCAAAAGAAGGAUGGAGGGGAUUCCCCGACUUUCUUGGCUACACGCUUUCGCGAAAAAGACAGCGUCCUCUGCCACCACCGGGAGAGCACGGUCGAAAUCGUUUUUUGCAGCGAGUGGAAGCAAUGGACUUCGUUCAGAACGAAGUGAGGAAAACGAAUGCAGCAGCGUCGAAUGCGAAUGCCAACUCUGUGGUCGAUUUGAAGCUUCUGCCAUUCAAUUGCUCUGCGUCGUUUCUGUUCCGCCCUCGUAGUAUCACUAAGCCGGAGAACGAGAAGGGCAAGCGAGCAGAACCGCAAAGCGACUUGUGGAUGCCGAUACUACUGCGUUCAUCGAAAGAUGCGCAGGUCGUUUCAGUUCGAUCAAAAUGUUGCAUCACAGACCGGGGCGCUCCCGAUGAUCGAGUCGACACCCCCGUUGUCACUGCGCAACAUCCAUCUCACGGUUAUCGAUUUUGGCGAUGCAAUUGGUUCAAGCGCCACUCUCAUCCAGAGCCGUGCGGUCCGUUAGUAUGCGUGGCAGCGCGGCAACAGAAAAUGUUUCUGUUUGACACGACCGUCGUCGGUGGACUACCGAUAAGAUUUAUUCUUCCCUCUUCUGCAGCUGUCAAGAGCAGAUCGCUGAACACCUUCCUGUUGGAGCAGUGGAAUCUGCAUGCGGAAAAGCGACGACCGUUUGGGGAGUGGCUGAUUGAAUUGUCAUCCAGCACGUAUGAUACUGCAAUACACGAUGGAAUAGUCACGUUACGGAAACUCCUCUACGAUCAGCUCCGGUACGAUUUUUCUUUUUGUCCAAAUGAGCAGCAGUCCGGACCAAGUGUUUGCAAUGCUUACGUUGGAGCUUUUCGAACCGUACACCGAAGGGCGCACUCGUUCGUGCGAGGCAGCCGUGCCGGCGCCGGGCUAAAGGUGCUCCUUGCUACUCCGCGGCGAGAUGGAAUCGUGUUUAGCGGACUCGGAAGGAAUAUCGACCUACUUGAUUUUCUCAUCGUAUUCCACGGCCCGAGUGCACAAAGCCAACUGGUCAAUGGCGUUUUCAUCAUUCCACGAGAAAUCCUAUUUGCAAAUUUGGGGCAGCGGGCAGAAUCUUUUUUGUCUUCGUUAAUGGUAUAUCCUCCGUCGGUUACGCCGAAGCUGGUAAUUGCACGCAAGGCGCAGCGAUGGCAAAUACCGUUUUACGUUGAUCUAUCGGGCAUCGAAACGGAUAAAGCAAAGGCCGCAAGAGCACUAGCGCAGGCUCAAAAUAUUUUUGACAGGUUUGGAAGGAUUCCUCUGGCGCCCGUCGCGACCAGUGAUGAAACUCGUGAUAGACAAGAACCAUCGGGAAAUACCUCUAGUACUUAAAUGCUACUCCUUGUCUCAUUUGAUUCAUGUAGCGAGGACGUCUCCCUGUCCCUGCUUUUGUUCUGAUGACUCUGAGAUAGAGAUUAUCCGUUGUUGUCUUGAAAACAAUGCGAAUGCGAGAAUCAGCGAGCGCAAUCGAGAAAUUUUGUAUAGAAGAGCGCCUCUAUUUUGAGAGCGAGUUGGAAACUAAUCGCUCUAAGUUACGAUGAAGAUUUAGAUUAAUCUACUUAAUACGUGCCACACCCUCAGAAUGGCUGGUUUGGCCCUUGCGGACGCGUGGGGGUCCCAGACCUCGUCCAUUGCAACAAUUCGCCAGGCCGUGCAGCGUACUCACGGUUUGAGAGGUGGUCGGCGGAAAGUCUAUUUACCGUUUGUACAGGCCCGCGAAAAUGUUCGCAAAGCCGAACUCGGUAGCGCAGAAGCGUGGUG